AUGACUGCACCGUUACACUCCGCUGCUGCUGCCAUCCCACCAGGCUUUAUUGCACGCAAGGCUAAAAUCCUAUCUGACCUGUCUGUCCCAGAUGCAGAGUACUCGGAUUUGUCACCCAAGGGCUCGGUCGAUGAAGGUAUUCGCGACUUGAUCAGAGACAUCAAUGUUCUGGAUGGCCUCGUGACAACAAGCAGUUGCGCAGGGAGAGCAAGCGUCUUUGUGGAAGGAAGCAAGAAAACGAAUAGCAAACGGACGACAGGAGAGUCUUCUCGAGGUUCAACGAUUGUUGUAUCGUCGCAGGUAUCGAGCGAAGUUGCUUCGAAUACUGUCGAUCAAGAUGCAGUUGACGAGAGCCGCAAGGGAGACGAUGGUCGGAAGUUCGCUCUUGUGGGCGGAAAGGGCGAGGGAAGGUGGUUGUACGUCUCACAUGACCCCGUCAACCUCGAAGCUUCCUCCUACCACAAACUGUUUGGCCUCGUUCCCGGCGACGGCAUUCCAAGGCCCAAUCUCUCUCAGGAUGGCGGCAUACGGCUUAUUCGAUUCCAUUACGAUCCAAUGGUACGUAUGGACGCUCCAAAAUUUCUCCACCCGACAAAACAUGAUCGAAAGAUUGACAGCUUUUUGCAGAUUCUGCACGUAAUGACCGCCACGCUUCACCACGCCCACCCAGUGUUGGCCGCAGCUUCCAGUGCAGGGUUCCGUGAAAGCGGACUACAAAGCCUGAGAUGCCUGGAAACGUCACAAAAGAACAGUUCAGAGUACUAUUCCGCUUCUCACAGCCCGAUUGUCGCGGUCCGUUCGUCGGGAUUGUCUCUUGAAUCUAUUAUCGGGUACUGUGAGUAUAGUAAUGACAAUUCAGACCCCGUUAUGCGGAGUCUGGUGACGGAAGAAUAUUUGCAAAUGCUGGUGGCGCUGGCAAACGAAAGGUUUGAAGUCAACAAGGAGCGUGUCGAAAGGUUUAGAACCAAGCUACUUGAUCUGUAUGCAGCUGCUUCCACAGCAGCACCGAGUACCACGCGCGGAAGGAAACCUCCGGAAUGGGAAGAACCGCAAGCGAGAAAAGAGAGGAAAAGAAUUGAAGGAUUAAAGAGACAAGCCGAGCUGGCCCGCCAAAGAUCAUCUGCUACUGAACCAGAUGAUGCAGAAACUGACAUGAGUAUACAUUUAUAA
Talaromyces atroroseus is the source of this 1170-nucleotide messenger RNA. RefSeq lists its product as hypothetical. Bases 1 to 1170 code for a protein of 389 amino acids. NCBI's taxonomy places the organism in Eukaryota, Fungi, Ascomycota, Eurotiomycetes, Eurotiales, Trichocomaceae. The record is from RefSeq and is a predicted model, not a curated record. The transcript has a single exon.